Molecule: messenger RNA, 192 nt
Organism: Emiliania huxleyi CCMP1516
Lineage: Eukaryota; Haptophyta; Isochrysidales; Noelaerhabdaceae
Exons: 1
Biological process (GO): protein ubiquitination
Molecular function (GO): ubiquitin-protein transferase activity
Source: RefSeq, a predicted model, not a curated record
GAGGUGCCCCCCGAGCUUUUGUGCCCACUCUCCUUCGACGUCAUGACGGACCCGGUGAUCUGCGCCUCGGGCCAAACCUACGAGCGGUCUGCCAUCGAGAAGUGGUUCGCGAUGGGCAAGCGCACCGACCCGAUGAGCGGUUCGGUGCUCGAAUCCACGUUCCUGGUGCCAAACGUAGCGCUACGCAGCAUG